This is a messenger RNA of Myotis daubentonii (Daubenton's bat), 2543 nucleotides long. Its product is annotated as cytoskeleton-associated protein 2-like. The transcript has 2 exons. The record is from RefSeq and is a predicted model, not a curated record. The coding region runs from base 381 to 2387 and encodes 668 amino acids. NCBI's taxonomy places the organism in Eukaryota, Metazoa, Chordata, Mammalia, Chiroptera, Vespertilionidae.
UUCCCGCGCUAGUGGGGGAGACGGAAUUGUGAUGAGUUACAACAGGAAUGCCAACUCCAGGUAGAGGAUGCUAGGAGCAAAAGUACAGGGUGAACAACACUCUGUGCCUCCAGAGCUCUGAGCGCGGGUCUCCGUGCGGCACCUGCCUGAGCCCGGGACGGAGCUCAUGCUCGAGGAGGGCUAGGCGCUGGUGCUACUCACACGCCCUCUGCAGAAGACCCCAGCGGUUCCAGGAGACCUGCAGCUUCCCCUAAGUCAGAGGGGCCCAGUUCGCCUUCAGAGAGCAAAGAAAAUAAAAACUCAAGGAGCAUCUGUUAAAAAGAAAAACUCUUUUUGCAUACAAAUAGGAAAAUCAGAAAUUCUCCAGUAGAAACGAGGGAAUGAUGACAUCUGAGGGUCUGGUCCAAGAAGAGACAAAAGUUCUGAAACUUAAGACAAAAAUGGCUGAUAAAGAAAAUGUCCAUAGACCUACAAGGAGCAAAAAUAAUGUAACAAUGGGAAACAAUUGUAUUCCGUUAAAACCUUCUAACGAAUUAACCAAUUCAACUAUAGCCACUGAUACAUGUAACUUGGAGAAUAAUAACCAAACUCUGCAGUUGUUACUAAUUACAAAUGAUCGCCAAGGUCAACAUAUGACAUUAAGCCAAACGUUUCACAUUAAAAACAAUAAUGAAAAGAAACAAGUGACUACAGAAAAACCAAAGGAAGGUGCUAUUGUGCUCAAGAAACCUGUGCUUGGAUUUUAUCGUGGCCAAAUUGUUCAAUCUAAGGUUAAUUCAUUUAGAAAACCUGUACAAGUCAAAGAUGAGCAUUCUGCAAGAACAAAGAAACUUUCAACUCCUAUCUCUAAGGCCACAAAACCUCAGCCUAUAAUCACCAGCAGUGUAACAGCAAAAAGUCACAGAGCCUCAAAUAUGAUGACAAUGACUACAUUUGUGAGGGCUACAUCUCAGAAUGAACAACUUUUACGUCCUCCUAUUAGAAGUCACCACAGUAAUACUCAUAAUACCCAGGACUCCCUGAAACAAGGCGUUGCCAGUGUUACGGUUCGGAAAGGGUCUCAUGAGAAAGAAUUACUGCAAUUAAAAACAGUUUUAUCUAGUGUCAAAACCAUUUCUUCUCAGGAAGUAAAAAGAAGUAAGACAGUAUCAAGAAGCAUCACAUCUGAAAUGAUAGCCGGGCCUCAUGAGAAAGAAUUACUGCAAUUAAAAACAGUUUUAUCUAGUGUCAAAACCAUUUCUUCUCAGGAAGUAAAAAGAAGUAAGACAGUAUCAAGAAGCAUCACAUCUGAAAUGAUAGCCGGGCCUGCUUCAUCUUCUAAUAUCAAACAGAUAGGAAAGUCAAAAACCAUUGAACAGUGCAGGCAUACUAUAGCAAAAGCAACUAUCAAUAGAAGGGCUCAGCCCAAAGAAACAGUAGGAGAAAGAAAAGCUCGUCUGAGUGAGUGGAGAGCCAGCAAAGGAAAAAUGUUGAAAAGGCCUCCUAGCUCAGUAAUAGCCCCGCCUGAACCUGAAGGACAGAAUGAAAAACCAGUUGGGUCAUUUUGGACUACCCUGGCAGAAGAAGAUGAACAAAGAUUACUUACUGAAAAAGUAAACAAGACAUUUUCUGAAUGCCUAAACCUGAUUAAUGAGGGGUGCCCCAAAGAAGAAGUAUUAAACAUACUGAGUGACCUGAUUAAAAAUAUUCCAGAUGCCAAAAAACUUGUUAAGUAUUGGAUAUGCCUUGCACGUCUUGAACCACUCACAAGUUCUAUUGAAAAUAUUAUCUCAAUCUUUGAGAAGGCCAUUCUGGCAGGAGCUCAGCCUAUUGAAGAAAUGCGACAUGCAAUUGCAGAUAUUCUAACAAUGAAGAGUCAAAAAAAAGUUAAAUUUGGAGAAAAUCCUGAGGAGGCUUGUGCAACCAAGGAAAAAAUCCAAGAAGUCAACAUUGAAGAUAUUGGUGUUAAUCUAGAGUCAGGAAAACCUGAAAUGGAAAAUAAACAUCAUAGAAAUGUGGUAUUUCAAGAUUGUAAAAAAGAGCGAGUACACAACACAAAAGAUCCAACCAAUGAUGUUAAAACCCCCAACAAAGAAACUAGGGAGGAUUGCUUAAUUAAAUAUAUCGUGUCUACUACACCAUACUUUCAAAGUGUAAAAAAGAAGAUGCAGUUUGACGAAAUAAAUUCUACAUCUAAAAAGCUCAAGUUUCUAACACCAGUUAGACGUUCUCAGCGACUUCAAAACAAGACUUCUAAAUUGCCUGAUAUGUUAAAAGACCAUUAUCCUUGUGUGUCUUCAUUGGAACAGUUAACAGAGUUGGGGGAUGAAACUGAUGCUUUUAUCUGCCGCCCUAAUGCAGCACUGUGCCGGAUGUAUUUGGAGACUGAAACAACAGAAGACAAAUGAAGCUAUGAUAAGAACUAAGGAUUUUAUUAUUCCUGGGGUGUUCGUUGUGGGUUCAUAUGUAUUCGUUCAGGAGUUGGCCAUGUUACCUAAGUAUUCAUGGCAGUAAACUCCUUUAUAAUAUUCACAUCUAUGUUCUUUUAAUAUAAUUAAUAAAUG